Molecule: messenger RNA, 451 nt
Organism: Medioppia subpectinata
Lineage: Eukaryota; Metazoa; Arthropoda; Arachnida; Sarcoptiformes; Oppiidae
Source: the annotation of a GenBank genome assembly
GGAUUUCAUUGAUUUCGGAAUGGAUUUGCUCGCGUGUAUUGAACUCAUUGAAAAGCCGAUGGGUAUUCUGUCGAUCUUAGAGGAAGAGUCUAUGUUCCCGAAGGCCAGCGACAAGACCUUUGAGGAGAAGUUGAAGACCAAUCAUUUGGGCAAAUCUCCCAACUUUGUGAAGCCGAAGCCGCCGAAGCCCGGCUGCCAGGAGGCGCACUUCGCGAUCGUGCACUACGCGGGAACUGUGCCCUACAACGUGACGGGCUGGCUCGAGAAGAACAAGGAUCCCCUCAACGACUGUGUUGUGGAUCAGUUCAAACACGGCUCGAAUACCCUGAUUCAGGCCAUCUUCGAAGACCAUCCCGGCCUCGGAGGCGGUGAUGACGGAGGAAAGGGUGGCAAAGGAGGCGGACGUAAGAAGGGUUCCGGUUUCCAGACUGUGUCCGGAUUGUAUCGGGUA